AUGUCCGUAUGUGGUAAAUGCGAAUGUCGUUCUUUUUGUAAUAGAGCCGGUCCAGCGGUAUGUGGUACGGAUAAUGUGAGUUACCUCAGUGAAUGUCACCUCGCCGUGCGUUCCUGUCUUGCGCGUGCGGAAGAAAAAUCGGAAAUUAGAGUUAAACAAAUUGGUGCAUGUGAAAAGCGUAAUCCGUGCGAAGAUUUACGAUGCGGGCCCGGUGAGCAAUGUGUGAUAUCGGAGAAUGGAAAAGGUUAUAUCUCAGCGCAUUGUGUUUGUCCGGAACAGUGUGACGAUUUUGGUGACAGUGUUGAAUCGUCACCUGUCUGUUCUAAUGAUGGAAUUGAUUAUCCAUCUUUAUGUCAUCUUCGAGCGCAUGCAUGUAAAACGAAACAUAAUGAAAGUGUAAAAUAUUAUGGUAAAUGCGACCCUUGCAAGGAUUUCAUCUGUUCCGCAGGUACAAUAUGCAAGGUAACAGCGGAUCGACGUGUUGAAUGUCGUUGUUCACAGCAAUGUGCAAUGCAUUCUGAUCCUGUUUGUGCUACUGAUGGAAAUACAUAUGAAAAUGAAUGUUUGAUGUCGGUGUCAGCAUGUCGUCAUGAUAAGGAAAUUCUGAUUUAUCAUAAAGGACGCUGUAAAGAAGAUAAUCCAUGUAAAUUGAUUCAUUGCUCGGAUUUGGAGACGUGUCACAUUCAGGAAAAUGGCACAGCCACAUGCGAAUGCAUUCAGUAUUGUCCACCUGUUACGAAACCUGUCUGCUCCAUUAAUGGGAAAACGUAUGAAAACGAAUGUGUGAUGCGACGUUCCGCAUGUUUAUCAAAAAUACACAAUGCCGUACGGCAUACAGGUCCUUGCGGCUUUGGUGUGUGCACUGGUUAUGAUGGUUGUGGACCAUCUGAAGUAUGUAUUGACCGAAAUGGACAUCCAGUAUGCGAAUGUGAAUCUUGCGAUUUGCAACUUAACGAAGUUUGUGCAUCCGACGGCAUCACUUAUGCAAAUGAAUGCAAAAUGCGUCUCGAGUCCUGUUUGACUGGCAAAUUUAUUUAUCAAAAGUAUAGUGGAGUGUGUGAUGGCUGUGCAAAUGUUCGUUGCGAAUUUUAUGCUACUUGUGUGUCGGAUGAAACUGGCAGUGGUUCUUGUCAAUGUCCAAAUCAAUGCACUUAUGACAAUUCCGGGACGAUAUGUGCAACAGAUGGUAACACAUAUCGUUCAGAAUGUCAUAUGCGCCAAGCUGCAUGUCAGCAACAGAAAUUCAUAGUUAUUGCUUUCCGAGGUUCCUGUGAUAGUUGCUCGAGCACUAUUUGUCUUGAUGAACAACAAUGUGAGGACGGCAUUUGUUCCUGUCCAAGUAACUGUCCGGAUGUUACCGAAAAUAGUACGGUAUGUGGUAGUGAUGGAAUAUUUUAUCCAUCGAAAUGUCAUUUGAGGAUGGCAGCCUGUCAGAAAGGUUUUGCAAUUUCCGUCCAGCAUCUUAGCAGCUGCAAACAGUCACUUCGUAAAAUUGAUGAAUUAUCGGCGAUGAGUAGUUGCGAUCAGCAGAGCUGUUCCUUCGGUGGCAUUUGUGUAGUACUUACCGAGAAUCAUCUAUCCGAUAUAUGUCUCUGUGAUUUCAAUUGUUCCACAAAAGAUGCCGAUAUGGAAGCCAUUUGUGCUAGUGAUGGAAAUGUCUACAAUUCAACAUGCUUCAUGGAUUUGGCAUCCUGUAAACAGCAAAAAUCCAUUUAUCAGAUGACACCAAUACAUCUUUGUCAUUAUCAUGAUGAAUGCAGCUGCAACCGUAUCGGAUCGUAUAGUAACGCAUGUGAUCGGCAUGGACAAUGUCGAUGCCUUCCUGGUGUGGGUGGCAAGAAAUGCGAUCACUGUGUGUCAGGUUUCUGGGGAUUACAGUUGAUAGCUAAAGGUGCAUUAGGAUGUCAACCAUGUGGCUGUUCAGCAUUUGGCUCUUCACGCUUUGAUUGCGAGCAGUCAUCAGGUCGUUGUCAGUGCAAACCGGAUUCAUACGGUUUGAAAUGUGAUUCCUGUGGUCCAGAUUUCAUUCUAACUUCAAACGGUUGUAUGAAAAAGGCAGAAUUGUACGCUCCCAAGGACUGCAGCGAAUUACGAUGUUAUCAUGGAGGGGUGUGCGUGAUUGCACUGUCAGGAAUGCCGAUUUGUAAGUGCUCGAAAGAAUGCGCAUUGGAGCAUCUCGGGACUGUGACUGAAAUGACCGUCUGUGGAUCUGAUGGCAACACUUACGAUAAUAUCUGUGAACUGCAGCAGUUUGCAUGCAUGUAUCAAUUGGAUUUAGUUCCUUCGUCACUUGGCACCUGUCCACAAGAAGUUAGUAGCAAUAACGGUGAGACGCAACGACGUCGAGAACGUAAAUUAGGUGGACAAGCACUUUUAGGAAAUUUAUGCGCAGAUGAUACUGAUUGUCGUAUUUUUAAUACGUACUGUGAUGAAAUGAAUUUUUUGAAGUUGAAGUCAUGCAAAUGUAAAGAAGGAUUCUUUCCAUCGAAGGAUAUGACGCAAUGUAUACAAGAAAAAGAUGAUAAUCAGGACAGUUCAUGGAAAUUGGAUGGAUUCUCCGGAAUGCAAAUUGUCAUCGAAAAGUCAUUGAAUCGCCUCUUUUCCAUUCAAAUGAAGGUUCGAGCACAUAAUACCUCGGGAGUAUUACUGUGCAGUGGCUUAAAUGAAAUGAAUGAUUUCAUCCUUCUGUUAUUAUCGGAAUCUAAACUUAUAUUUAGUUUCUCAAUGAAUGUUGAAGUAUUUGUUAUGGAAUGGGAACCACUAUUGGAUAUGACUCGCUCAUACGGAAUUGCAAUUAAUUUUUUAUAUGAUCAAAUUUCUUUAACUGUUGAUGAUUUGCCUCCAGUAGUUUUCAGACUGCCAUCCGCAGUCAUCAGUUAUCCACCUAAACUUGACACAUCGAUAUAUCUAGGAUACAUACCGGUGGAGCUCCUUCGUUUACAUUCAAUGCAAACAGCGUUAAGCAAUUUUACGGGCUGUCUGUCAAAUAUUUUUAUUAAUGGGCGCAAAAUAUCCAAAGAAAGCAUGAAAUUUUUGGGCAAUAUUGGUCAACUCUGUGAGCAGCAAAUAUGUGAAAAUAGUGAAAUCUGUGAUGACAAUCCAUCCAGUAUCAAGAUCGUCAGUGAAGAACAAUUAAACUUGAAAUCAAAUCAUGCAAUCCCACUGUUCGUUACUGAUGGUGUUUUAAUGAAGAGAAACUUAAGAAUGGAUGUGAAAGAAGAGUUGGACUUAGAAAUAUGGCUAAAAGCAUUGGAUUCAGAUGGCCUAGCAUUCUAUUGGACAAAUUUAGACAGUAAAACAGGACAGUAUAUAGACGGUAAUUUUGUAGCAUUAGUGUUAAUCACUUCACAACCAUACUUCUUCUGGAAUCUUGGCUCUGGGAUUGUUUAUAGCAGAUCCAAUACAUCAGUUUUGAACGAUCAGUUCCAUUCGAUCCGUUUUCAAAAAUACUUACUCAGUAGUUCACUUCAAGUUGAUAACAAACACACUGAAACCCACAUUUCUCAGCGUGGCUAUUCACGUUUGGACGCAAACGGUGCAGUGGCUUUCAUUGGCGGUGUUCCAAACAAAACCAUCAUACCAAGUGCGGUACCACAACUUGCGGUACCAUUUCGAGGUGCAGUAAAACAGCUGGUCAUUAAUGGACAUGUAUUUUCUGAUCUUUUCAAAGAAUUUCAACAAAUUGGUCGUGUUAUGCAAUACAACGAUGUUCCAUGUUCUAAUGUUAAAAGUGAAAACAGAAGUUGUAGAUGGAAAUUAGAUGAAUAUCAAAUACCGGAAUAUAUCCAGCAAGAUGAAGAAGCAGACACAGAUCUGAGCGAUAGUCUUUUGCUUGAUGGACGAAACGAAUAUGCUUUAGUGAAAAAACUGUUUUCAAAAAAACAGUCGAAGAUAAUGGCAGAUUAUCGGUUUAUGAUAAAAACUAAUAAAUCAGAGGGUUUAAUUUGGUGGGAAAGCAAGAGACAUACGAUUCGUUCUCACUAUUUGGCAAUAUUUCUUCUCGCUGGACGACUUAGUUUUGCGAUAAAUUUGGGCAGUAAUUCAAAAGUUAAAAUAAUUGGAUCAAAUACAAUUGUAAAUGAUAAUUUAUGGCACAGCAUUGCGCUUUUACGAGAGAAGCGAAAGGCUUUGCUAACUGUGGAUAGUGAAAAAAUUACUUAUAUUUUACCGUCUGGUACCACAGAGUUAAUCACUGAUGGAAUUAUUUGGAUUGGUGGAAAAAAGAAAGUACCACGAAGUUUUCCAGUAAAAACACCGUACAAGGGAUGUUUACGAAACUUACGAAUCUCAUCACAAUUGAUUAACAUACGACGGGAAUUUUCAUCAAACAAAACAUUUCGAAGAUGCGAAAAUUAG
Messenger RNA from Acanthocheilonema viteae, 4356 nucleotides. NCBI's taxonomy places the organism in Eukaryota, Metazoa, Nematoda, Chromadorea, Rhabditida, Onchocercidae. The record is from the annotation of a GenBank genome assembly.